AUGCCUGAAAAAAUAAGAUCACGUCCAUCUAGUGCGAAUCGUGAACAACGACAAACUCAACGUCGUUCUAGUUUAAAUACUGAUCCAAUAAUAUUUACUUCUAAUUCGGUAACAUCUACAAAUGGUAAAAUUUAUUCUGGUAUUGAUUUACGUACACCAAAAGAAAAACUUGAAGAUUUAGAAAAAGAAAUACUUGAAUCAACCGAUAAAUCUACUCCUGAACAAUAUCUUAAUCAAGUUGUUCUUGCACAAAUCUAUACAAAUCUUGAAUAUGGCGAUAUAUCAAUUGAAAAUGCUCGAGCAUAUUUAAAUCUAAGUGAAUUUUAUUUUAAUCGAAAUAAAAUUUUUUUACCACAAGCAAAAUUUCAUGCACUUAAUGCUCGACAAAUUCUUGAACAAUUAAAAAUUAAACCUAGUAAUGAUAAUUUAAUAGAAAAUCUUCUUGCUUAUGAUAUUUAUUUAAUGUUAAUUAAAUGUUCAUUAAAUGCUAAACGAGAAAUGAAAACAACUAAAAAUAAACAUAUUUUAUCAAUUGAUAAAACACAUAUUAAUCAUGAUAUAAAAUUACUUGAAUUAUAUUUAGAAAAAUUAAAAGAAUUAACUAAUAAAAAUGAUUAUGAUCAAAUGAAUAUGAAAUAUUUAUUUCUUAAAUAUGAUACAAUUGUUAAUAAUACGAAAGAAUUUGUUAAAUCAAUAGGAAUAAUAAUUGAACAAAUAAUAGAUUAUAUUGAAAAAUAUUUUACACAUGAUCAAAUUAAAAGAAAAAUUGAUUUCUAUUUACGUUGUGGAUUAUAUUUUAUUAAUUAUGAAGAUAAAAUUCAAGAUGGACUAAGAUAUUAUAAAAAAGCAAUUGAACUAGCAGAACAAGAAGAAAAAACUCAACCAUCAAAUGCACAUAAAUAUCAACUUGCUAAAACAAUUUUAGAGAGAAAUAUUGCAAAACUAAGAGUAGAUCAUUUAACAGAUGAUAUGGAAAAAGAAUUUCAACGUGCAAUUCAAUUAUACACACAACCCACUAAGGAAAUAACUAAGAAUGUGUUAAAAGUUAUUGAUGAAUUAGCAAUUUUUUAUACUAAAAUGGGAAAAUAUCAGGAUGCAUUGAAUAUACUUUGUGAAAGUUUACCAGAUAAAAGUCGAUUGUUUGGUGAAUUUUCUGAAGAAGUUAUACAAACUGAAUCACAUAUUGGUGCAAUUUAUUUACGAGAAGGUGAAUGUCUCAAUGCUGCUGAACAUUUACAAGCUUGUCUUGAUUUACAAGAAUUUGUUUAUGGUACAAAUGAUUCACGAACAUCUCAAACACGAAAUUCAGUUGAAUUAUUAAAAAAAGACCCUAUGGUUUCUCGAACAUUCUUUGCUCGAACACAUGAUGGUAAACGUCAAGAUCGUCCAGCAUUUCGAACUACAAAUAAAGUUUCUCAUGACAAACAAGAUCUUCAAUUAUUUCAAACAGUUACUAAAAAACCACCAACUAGUUCAAAAAUUUAA
Molecule: messenger RNA, 1485 nt
Organism: Adineta steineri
Lineage: Eukaryota; Metazoa; Rotifera; Eurotatoria; Adinetida; Adinetidae
Source: the annotation of a GenBank genome assembly